Molecule: messenger RNA, 3325 nt
Organism: Alosa alosa (allis shad)
Lineage: Eukaryota; Metazoa; Chordata; Actinopteri; Clupeiformes; Clupeidae
Gene: rflnb
Product: refilin B
Exons: 3
Coding region: 1532-2146 (204 amino acids)
Biological process (GO): skeletal system morphogenesis; actin filament bundle organization; negative regulation of bone mineralization involved in bone maturation
Cellular component (GO): actin filament bundle
Molecular function (GO): filamin binding
Source: RefSeq, a predicted model, not a curated record
GUUGGUUCUCAGGGCUCCCCCUGGUUGGUUUCAAAAUUGAAACCAGUGUGUCUGUUUUUCCCGCUUUACUCGUCUCUGCACUGACCCUGUGCCAGGGCCGUAAGACUGAUUUAACGCUCUCAUUUGUUUAAGUCCCAUUUCCCUUCCUAAUCCAGUCUGCAGAGACCCCAUCUCUUUUUAUGUAAGAAUCUAAAAAGAAGCAAGCUAGCAUGCACAGCAUACGAGAGCCAGGCAGAGAAUGAAGGAAAGAGAGAGAAUGACGGUAAAAGGGUUGAGCAAGAAAACGGCAUUAGAGUUGACGGUGACAUUUACCUCCCUGUGAAACGGCAACUACAGUAGCUCUGUUCAUCCCUCACGCGGACGGUUAUGUCAUAUUGUCAUGUCAAGCAUUUAGUUUAUGUGACUGCAUGAUUCAGUCUCUGGGCGAGCCCUGUAUGGAAACUGGAGAGAGCUUGGACACUGCGAUGGCUCUGUGCAAGCAGCUGAGGCCUCUAUUUUUUUUCCUGUCUGCAUUUCUUUUUCAGCAGUUGUCAGAGAUUUGUGGAGCCCUUAUAGUACCUUCUUUUCAAAUGGCAUUAACAUAUUUCUGCAAUGGAAUGAAGGCAAACAUUUGCUUUGAAUAGUUGAGAUUAUCAGUGAGAUUUUAAGUAUUGUGCAACUGGGAUUUGUGCAACUACAUAAAUUGCACUCCUCGUUUGUGCUUUUGUUUAAUAAUAUUAACAUUUUGUGUUUGUGCUGUUGCUGUACACAUUCCUGCCUUGUGUCAAUAUUACUAUAUAACUUUAUACUGUCAAAUUGCAAGUGUAAGGACAAUGAUGAAGUGGCAUAAUAAAAUGUCCUAGUCAAAAAAAGACUAGUGUAUGUUUGUAUGUAUGCCCCGUAUAGUGAAAGUGCUUGAAAGUGAUAAAUUACUAGUGUUUUUCUCUUAUUCAGCUCGUGUUUAUUUUUAGCGCAAGAGCACUGAGAAAUUUACCCAGCUCUUUUUUGUGUUUUCCGAAAUCGCUUGCUCCAAUCAGCAGUGGGAGGCAGCUUUAAAAGGCGUUCCCUUCUGUACGUUUGCUUGUAAAACAAUGAGCGCCUUUGAGAAAAGGCAAGUUUGAAGGCAGGCGGGCGAAUGGUGCCUUCUCCGGUGACACCAAGCUACAGACACUCAACUUCAAAGCACGUAGGACUUCGAACUUAUUUGAGGCUGAAUUCGGAGGAGACGGUGUCUGCCCAUGGUGCUAUUCUUUGAACGACGGAAAGGACAAACCAAAAACCCCUGUAGUCAUUUUUCAAACGGACUAUACUGCUGACGGCUGUGGGGUAUACGACAUUUCUAAGCAGCUUAGGUAGUUGCAAGGUAAUUAGUGUCACAUCGUAUGCUAAUCGUUUCUUGUGUUACCCGGCUAAAAGGAGUUCACUUUGGAAACACCUGGGCAAGGACACAACUAAGUUGGUGCGGUGGGGAUAUUCAACGCGCCUACGUUUCUGUAAACGCUCCUUGUAAACGGAUCUAUAAGCCACUCAAUUUAAGCGUAUCUUAAAAGCGAUGGUGGGUAGACUGAAUCUACAAAAUGUGUCUGACGAUGAUCCUUUGGAUAUGAACUUCAAGGCUGAGCGGGCACUUGACAGUCCGGACUCCGGACUGCCUCCAAGUCCCAGUCCAAGUCCCUGGUUGUUGCCUGUCGGCAGUGAGAGAGGGUCCGGGAGUUUGGCUUCAGAAGACGAGGGCAAAGGGUCAUCAGCGACUUGCAUUAAAAACUUCAAGUGUAGGCCUAUUCCACAACGGUGCCCGUUAUCCUAUGGAGAAGGAAUUGAACUUGACCCACUGCCACCAAAAGAAAUAAGAUACACAUCAUCAGUGCGCUACGACUCGGAGCGCCACUUCAUCCACGACAUCUCCAUGCAGCCCUCAGGCCUGGGGCUGGACCAGUGCAGCCAGACUGUCUUCGCACUGCCCAACUGUACCUGGCGGCGCUACAAGACUGAGGUGGAGCUUCAGCCGAGGCAGAGGGUGCAGCGUUACCAGAGCACCACCAUAGUGUACCCCAAACACGCCCGCACCAUCUACACCACCCAGCUGAACUACGACGGGAGGAGGUUGGCCAAGCGCUUCCUCUCCAGUGUAGAGCUGGAGCCGUCCGACAGUAGGGCUCCUCAAUAAGUGAAUUUGAGACCGGAGAGAGCUCGGCAUGUCUCCAAAGAAAGGGUGUCCCAGAUCUCUAGGUAGUCGGUUGCCUGUUUGUCUCCUCCUCGGGAUCUUGAGUAGCUUUAAAUGAGAAGUCCCGUACCAAGAUAACUGAAGCACAGAGCUGCCAACACUUUGAACUUUGCCAUUUGGCAUUUCAACAAUUUUAGCAAAGAGUUUCUCUUAGAAGUUGAGGACUGACUGAAGAGGUCUUGAGUUAAGAUGAAUGGGGGAAGGGGAUGAAAUUAAUGAUGCAGACUUUUCUGCAUUUUAAAGACGUGAUGUUGCGAAGGUUUCAUGUUGUACAGCAAUUGAAGACGAACCAUAGCUUCUGCACUCAUCAGAGGUUGAUUUUGCAAGAGCAUCGGCUUCAUCUCUCUCUCUCUCUCUCUCUCUACGUUCAGUCAUUUGCCGAAGCUGACUGAAAUGCUCAUCAUUUCACCUGGUCUGUUUUCACCUUAUAAUAUAAACCAGUAGUCGAGUCUCUAUUGUCCUGUGUGGCUAAUUUGAGGCAUCUACAGUCACAGAUGGAUAGAUUUGAGGUUAAAAUGAUUACAGGGUAUUGUUAGGUAUUUUUGCACACUCACACUGGUAUUGAGAAUGUUGUUUCUGUGUAUGGAUAGUAAGUGCUACAGGCAAACCCCACUACAGUCUAGAACAGACUCACUCUGCAGUUGUACUACUGUAACUAUUGAUUUGGAGGCAUCAAAGCCACUGCUUUUCCAUUUGGACUCAUAGGCUGCGUAGUGUAGCAGACUGCCAGUGGUGGUGCAAUUGUGAAGUUAUCAUGCUGAAGUCGUUGCAAAAGAGGUUGUUACAAGUUUUAAGCAAGAUUUUAGAUUUUAAGACAUUUGCAUUGUACUUAACUGUUUUUACUAAUUUGUAAAUCAAUCUGUUUGCAGUAGGCCUACAUUCAUUCUGUGUCCUCCCUAGUGUUGUGCUUUUGUAUUUAUUUUUGUUGUUAGUCAACACCACUCGUCUUUCAGAUACCUAUACACUGAUGUCUGUUGGUGGAACCCACUGAGUUAAAAUUUUCCCACAGGAAUUCAGAUGUUCAGUUUCUAAGAGGCACAGUUCUAUUGUUUUGCCCUUAAUGUAAAUACAUUUCCUUUCAAUUGUCUGUUGAAAAUAAAGACUUUUUUUUUUUAAGAACAA